AACCACAUAUUAACUUUAAUCGAUUCGACUUUAUGAUCAAAGGUAUUCUACCCAUGACCAUGUAUCCUGUCGGCAUUCUUUCGAAUGCCAUCCCGUCUUUUAUUCGGGCAUUACCUAUCUAGGGCAACAUUCUCCAAAAGUAUCUAUUCGGUUUUUAGUCGGUAGGGCGUAAUUUCGGAGAGAUUUGGCUGCUAUUUUUAGCAGGUUGAGCGAUCAUAUAAAGAGAAAUAGAAAUACAAGAUUGAUUUGUCUCACCUCAAAGCUACCCUAAUUGAGAUGUAUUAUAAUCAAAAACUUUCAACCCGUGACCAUCUAAUCUGUGAUCUUUUUUUUUUUUUCUUUCCCGGAAAUUAUCCAAUAAGUUCUUUUAGAGACGGAUGAGUGAUUUGAGGGAUAUUUGGCAUCUAUUUCUAACAGGAUGAGCGAUUGUAUUGAGCCUCCGCACGUUGAUUCGUUGGGGGACUUUAUAUGCUGAGGGAAUAUUUUCCUCCAUCACCGAAUAUUGUUUGUGAAAAACUACAAAACACUAAGCGCCACUUGGACAUUUACAAAUAUGCAUACAUCAAUCAAUUUCGGUGACCACAAACCUUUGAGAGCUGUCUUGUUUUAAAUGGAAGCACCUUAUCACUUUGUUAGUGAAUUUUGCAAGUCAUUUGACUGCGGCCAUGCUGAAGCACCACCUUUACGAAUCAAAUCGACCCCAGGACGUAUUCUUUUGUAAUUGGCUGCUUAGGUUGCGAAAAGUUAAAAUGUCGUCAUCACCUCAUAAGUCUGCACGCUGUGAUGACAAAAUCUGCGAUGAGUUGGUGAACCCUACUGCAGAAAUGGUAAAAGAUGAAUGUGCAGUGGCCAACCGUUUUGAAGAACUUUUCAAUAGUCCUCAUUUCAGUGACAUUCGGUUGAACAUCUGUGGUGAUGUUUAUUAUGCCCACAAAUUUCUGUUAGUUACAGCAAGUGAAGUCUUCAAUGCAAUGUUAAACGAAGAGAGAUGGAGAGAGUCUCGUCAGCCCGAGAUCGAAUUAAAUGAAACUGAUGAAUGUAUUCCAGUUUUUGGCCAAUUCUUGAAGUAUAUAUAUUGCGGCAAAGUAGAACUUACAACAGACACGACUCUUCCAAUACUCUUACUUGCGGAUAAAUACUCUCUGUCUAGUUUACGUAAAUCUUGUGUAGAUUAUAUGCUGCGACACAUUGUGGAAUCACCAGACACUAACAGGACACUGACGUGGUACCAGUAUGCCAAAAUGACUAACCAGGAUGAGUUGGCAGCCAACUGCUUGAAAUUCAUCACAUCAAACUUUGACCUUAUUCUUCGCACAGCUGAUUGGCUGGACGUUUCUGACUCUGAAGUUGAAGAGUUCUUGAAAAACUCUGAGCUUCUUGUUAGCAGUGAAGCUGCUCUCUGGAAGGAGGUUGAGAAAUGGCUGGUGGUUUCUGAAAGCCGACUAGAAAAAACUGAAGAUAAUUUGGCAAAAAUAAUUCCGCUGUUACGCUUUAGUAUGAUGACACCACGCCAACUCUUGGACAUUGAGUCUUCCAAUUUGUGUCAUAAUAACCCAGACAUUUUCAGUCCACCAUUAAAUGCAGCUUAUCGCUAUCAUUCACUUUCGUCUGAUGUUCUUACUGAUAUUGGCAAGGAACCUUACCGAAAUUACACGGAUGACUCAUAUUCUAUUUGUUGCAAAAUUGGUCUUCAGAAGUACCGGGAAGUAACCAAAAUUAACAGCAAAAUCGAUGCGAUGUUUGAUGUACCAAUUGUUUAUGCUGCUCCCUCCCGAACAGUUGUUAAGAAAUUUACUUUCCGUGUGGAAUUCUUCUCAAAGGGCUAUUUCAGUGCAUAUUCUUUAUAUGGACGUUAUCUUGGUCGUCAGACAGAUAUGACCAUGAUGAACAUAGACUGUACGGUGACACCAGAUCUGGCCCUUAAAGUAGAGUUCACAAUUGUAUUCUAUGGUAAAAAGAAAGACUUGGAAUAUGUUGUGUACACCUACCAUGGUGCCCACACAUUUAGUCGAGAUAGCUGUGGGGCUGUUGUUGAGAAUGUAAUACCUUUGAAAUUGUUGACGCAAAAAGAUUCUGUGUAUCUCAUCGAUGGAAAUUUAGUAGGAAGUAUUUUUAUAAAAGUACAGAAGGUUAUACAAACCUCACAGAAUUUUAAUAACUAGAGAUACAUUUGCCUAUGCUUUGCUGAGAUACCUUUCAUAUAUUGUGACAGAAUAACGCGUGUAUGUGUGUAUGUGUUUGCAUAUAUAUAUAUCUAUGUGUGUUUACAUAUAUGCAUAUAUAUGUGUAUGUAUGUAUGCAUGCAUGCAUACAUAUAUAUAUAUAUAUACACACACACACAUAUACAUACAUACAUACACACAUAUAUAUAUACACACACACACACAUAUACAUACAUACACACAUAUACAAACUAAAUAAUUGAAACAAAAUAAAGGGAGAUUUUUUUUUUUUUUUUUUUUUUCAUAUCUCCUCUUGGCUGUGAAAAACAUUUUUCAUAUGAUUUCUUUUAAAAUUCAGAUUUAAAAACAAAAAUAUUCAUUUUCAGUGUAGAUAUGAAUUGAUAUUUAUCAAAGUUAAACCUGCUCUUUUGUCAUAAAACAGAUUUUGUAGAAAAAAAUAUUAAGAUAAUCCUUCUUUUGUAAUUUUAUUUAAUCUGAAUGAAGUCACCAUUUUUUUUUUUUUUCAUGAUUCUGUGUGAAAGAUGCAAAUAAUUCUUGCGUUUCAUGAAACUGCUUGUUAUUUUUAUUAUUAGGUUGACUGAGUGGCAGAAACUAUAAAAUGUUAAACAAAGUACCUUACAUUAUUUAAAUGCUGAACCCCAACCCUGUCAAAUUUGACUCGUUUUAACCUUCCGAGAUUGAUAAAAACAAAUUAAAAGAAACACCAAUAAUAUAAGGAAAAAAAAUUCAGUUGACUGUCUCCCUCCUUUACAAGUAUUUGACUUUGUGGCAAUGCUUGAAAGGCUUCUAUCAGCAGUGAGGCAGUAGAGGUGGUGAGCUGGCAGAAACGUUAGCACGCUGGGCGAAAUGCUUAGCGGUAUUUCGUCUGCCGUUACAUUCUGAGUUCAAAUUCCGCCGAGGUCGACUUUGCCUUUCAUCCUUUCGGGGUCGAUUAAAUAAGUACAAGUUACGCACUGGGGUCGAUAUAAUCGACUUAAUCCGUUUGUCUGUCCUUGUUUGUUCCCUCUGUGUGUAGCCCCUUGUGGGCAGUAAAGAAAUAAGAGGUGGAAAAAUCAGCAACACACUGGACAAAAUGCUCUGCUACAUCUCGUUUGCUCACUUUACAAUCUGAGUUCAAAUCCUGCUGAGGUCAACUUUAUCUUUUACAUCCUCCUGGAAUCAAAAAAGAAGUAUCAAUCACAUUUUGGAGGUUUAUCUAAAAUAGUGAUGGCCAACAUAUUCUGCCUUUGCUUAGAGUAUUUUCUUUUUAUGUCAUCCAUGGCACAUCCAAUGUCUGUCACCAAAAGAAAAUCAAUAACUAUUAAUAUCCAGUACCGCUGCCGUAGUCUCCUUUAGAGAGACUUAGAAAUAUUAAUAUCUCUAUUUCUGAAAACCAGUGGAUGUAUUCCACUGAAUUUAGGUAAAUAAUCCUUCGUACAGACGGUCAGUAGCGACGCCUGCUGGGUUCGGCUGCUCUGCAUUGAUAAGGGGCAACACCCAGAAACUAGUCUGUAGAUGCCAGACCAGCAAGGGGAAGCGGCUGACCUCCCCUGUUUGAAGGUUAUAAAGGACAAAGGUUCGUGUGUCACAUAGCUAACUAGAGAGGUGAUGGCCUCUUGGAGCUAAUCAACGGCAGCAUUCGUCCUAUUUUUUGGACUGCCAUGCUGGCUUGGCGAUAACUAUCAAUAUUCAAAUUAUGAUACAAAAAAGUGCUAAUGCAGCCUAUAGUAUACUGGUUCAAUAGCUUCCUUGUUCUUGGUGUCUUGCACUCACGAUGUCAUAAUUAAAUUCCCUAAAAACAUACAAAUGUUGCUAUCAUCCAUUUCUGGGUCAUAUGGCCCACCUUAUGUAUUUGUUUGACUAUACCUACCCCUCAACCAAUAUUUAUAGCUUUGUGUCUAUAUUAGAAAAUGAUUAAUCUAUUACAAUUAUUUUUAAAAGUAGUAGUAGUAGUGGUAGUAGUAGUAUUUUAUUACUAUUAUUAUAAGUAGUAUUAGUAAUUUUGUUCAAAGAGGCAGAGAAGUCAAAGAUGGUAAAGUAUUGCCUUAUUGUAGUCAUUGUUAUUCCCUCCUUACCUCUACACUCUGAGAUCAAAUCACACAGAGGUCUGCUUUGCUUUUUUGUUCUGGAGUUAAUAAAAAGGGGGGGUUUUACCUUCACUGGUAUUUAUUUAACCCUUUAGUCUUCAGAUUAAUUUGUUAAAUAUAAUACUUUUUUCACUCAAAUUGUUUUGAAUUAAUCAUACAUUAUCUUACAGCUUUGAAAUUUCGAUGGUGAGAUAGUUUAUUCUUAGAAUAUCAAUGUAGGUUAGGUGUGAGAGGCUAGAUAUGGCCAGUUUGAAUAUAAAACGUAGAACAUUUGGGCCGGAUAUGGCCGACUUAAACACCAAAGGGUUAAUUGAUUGUUCCCCUCCCAACAACAAACUUAUAUAACCUUCAGCAAAAGUGGGAAAUCAUUUUGAGAAGUGACUAUUGACAAAUCACUCCCUUUUCCCACUCAAAAUUGCUGGCUUUGAGCCUAAACCUAGAACAUCAACAACAACAGUUAUUAUUGGUGAGGGCAAAUGGCUUAGUGGUUAGAGUGUUGCACUCAUGAUCUAGUAAUCAUGAUUUCAAUUCCUAGACCAGGUGAUGCGUUGUGUUCUUGAGCAACGCAUUUCAUGUUGCUCUGCAAUCAUUUUGACACCUGAUGCACCUGUUCAGACAACAUCGGUUUGAUGAAGAGAGUGAACUGAUGUGUGGGCAUGAACAUUUGAUCACUCUAAACAAAUCAUUUGUGCAGGUCAUUCGGCAAAAGGUGAAUGCUCAUAUUUUGUCUUCGGUGGGAGAGUCCAUCAUCAUCAUCAUUAUUAGUCGGGGCACAAGGCCUAGUGGUUAGGUUGUUAGACUCAUGGUUCUAAGAUUGUGGUUUCAAUUCCUGGACUGGACAAUGUGUUGUGUUCUUGAGCAAAACACUUCAUUUCAAAUUGUCCUUCAAAAAAAAAAAAAGAAAAAAAGGCCGCAGGCU
Octopus bimaculoides (California two-spot octopus) is the source of this 5168-nucleotide messenger RNA. RefSeq names its product BTB/POZ domain-containing protein 17. NCBI's taxonomy places the organism in Eukaryota, Metazoa, Mollusca, Cephalopoda, Octopoda, Octopodidae. The record is from RefSeq and is a predicted model, not a curated record. Gene Ontology annotation, molecular function: protein binding.